Molecule: messenger RNA, 6123 nt
Organism: Leucoraja erinaceus (little skate)
Lineage: Eukaryota; Metazoa; Chordata; Chondrichthyes; Rajiformes; Rajidae
Gene: cpeb3
Product: cytoplasmic polyadenylation element binding protein 3
Exons: 10
Coding region: 58-2097 (679 amino acids)
Biological process (GO): negative regulation of cytoplasmic translation
Cellular component (GO): neuron projection; nucleus; synapse
Molecular function (GO): translation factor activity, RNA binding; mRNA regulatory element binding translation repressor activity; ribosome binding
Source: RefSeq, a predicted model, not a curated record
CUUCUUUCAAAAGAGAACUAUUAAUAUUGCCCCCACCCUCAACCAUCCCUCGGCUAAAUGGGGGAUUACAGAUUUGCUUUACAGUCAUCUAGCAAUAAUACUGGAUUUUCGCCGGCGCUGGAGUACCAGAACACAGCUAAUAAUAACGCGUCUUUGUUUUUUCCCCUUUCAGCUCCGCAAACCAUGCAGGAUGAUUUACUGAUGGACAAAAGCAAACCCCAGCAGCUUUCACCAAGGUCAGAGCAAAGCACCGAAGCCGCAGAAACCCCCAAGUCAGAAGAGAGCUCUGUGAGUAUAAACGCCCCAGUUUCUGCCCAGAAUAAAGAGAAGACGCAGAUGGAAUCGCCAAUUUUGCCCGGCUUGAGCUUUCAACCUCAGGAGCCUGGUACCUCCUUGUCCCCUUCGUUCAGUACGUGGUCCACCGGCACGACCAACACCGUAGAUGAUAGCUUUUUCCAAGGGAUCCCGCCAGUGAAUGGGACAAUGCUGUUCCAAAAUUUCACUCACGUCAACCCGGUUUUCGGUGGCACUUUCUCGCCGCAGAUCGGUCUGGCUCAGCAGACGCAGCACCACCAAGCCGCCCAACAACAACAGCAGCAGCAGCAGCAAAGGAGGUCGCCGGUCAGCCCGCAGGCUCCCUUCGCCCAACGCAGCGCCUACAGCCACCAGCCCAUCAUGACAAGCAAGCCCUCCUCGGCUUGGAACAACCACCAGAACACGACCUGGAGCACUGCUCCCAACCCUUGGAGCGGGCUACAAGCCAGGGAUCCCCGGCGAGCUGUCGGGGUGCCAUCUCCCCUCAACCCCAUCUCUCCGCUGAAGAAACCCUUUUCCAGCAACGUGAUCGCCCCUCCUAAGUUUCCUCGAACUGCACCCACAUUAAAUCCCAAGUCUUGGAUGGACGACAACGCCUUUAGGACGGACAACAACAACGGCAUGUUGCAAUUUCAGGACCGGAAUCGGCCCUAUGAUGCAUUUAACUUGCACUCUUUGGAGAAUUCCUUAAUGGAUAUUAUGAGGAGUGACCAUGAACCUAUGAAAGGUAAACACUAUCCCCCCAGUGGCCCACCAAUGACUAUUGCCGACAUAAUGUGGAGGAAUCACUUUGCAGGACGCUUGGGCCUUAAUUUUCCGCACCCUGGUACAGAUAAUCUUGUGGCAUUAAAUAACACAAGGACAUUUGGGCGAAGAAGAGGUCGGUCUUCUCUCUUUCCUAUUGAGGAUGGUUUUCUUGAUGAUGGUCAUGGUGAUCAGUCUCUGACUUCAGGGUUAAAUUCUCCAACCCGUUGUCAGAAUGGUGAAAGGGUGGAACGCUAUUCACGAAAAGUCUUUGUGGGAGGUCUCCCUCCAGACAUUGAUGAAGAUGAAAUCACAGCUAGCUUUCGUCGAUUUGGACCGUUGGUGGUGGAUUGGCCUCACAAAGCUGAAAGCAAAUCCUAUUUCCCACCGAAAGGUUAUGCCUUCCUGCUAUUUCAAGAGGAGAGCUCCGUGCAAGCCCUGAUAGAUGCGUGCAUCGAGGAAGAUGGAAAGUUAUACCUGUGUGUUUCAAGUCCUACAAUCAAGGACAAACCGGUACAAAUUCGACCCUGGAACCUGAGUGACAGUGACUUUGUGAUGGAUGGUUCUCAGCCUCUGGACCCAAGGAAGACUAUCUUUGUGGGAGGUGUACCCAGACCACUUCGAGCUGUGGAGUUGGCUAUGAUAAUGGACCGGCUGUAUGGAGGGGUCUGCUAUGCAGGCAUUGAUACAGAUCCCGAGCUGAAGUAUCCAAAAGGUGCUGGUAGAGUGGCUUUCUCCAAUCAGCAGAGCUACAUUGCUGCUAUAAGUGCUCGCUUUGUACAGCUGCAGCAUGGGGACAUUGAUAAACGGGUGGAAGUCAAGCCAUAUGUCCUGGAUGAUCAGAUGUGUGAUGAAUGCCAGGGUGCCCGUUGUGGAGGAAAGUUUGCUCCUUUCUUCUGUGCCAAUGUUACCUGUUUGCAGUAUUACUGUGAAUACUGCUGGGCAAGCAUACAUUCACGUGCUGGCAGGGAAUUUCACAAGCCUCUUGUGAAGGAGGGAGGCGAUCGCCCACGUCACGUCCCAUUCCGCUGGAGCUGAAGCGUCUUAAAGUCUACGAACACGUACAGGAGAGGAGAGCGCUGCCUCAGGGCUGAGAGGCUUCUGGAAAUUGGUGCAUUCUUCCUCGGAUAAAGAAUGUUUGUUUUUUGUUUUAUUUUGAAGUCACAUUACUGAACUUGUCCAAGAUUGUCUGGUAUAUAAAAAAAAAUUCAGAGUAUCUGUACUGAAUCUGCACUUUGGCUCUCAAACAUUUGCUUGGUACCUUUUUUGUUUUGUAUUGAACUUUGCAUUGUGAUUUAGGAGUUGUAGCUGAUAUGACAUCAGCCACUGCCAGGUUGGCGCUCACAUAACUGUUUCCCAUGACAGGAGCAUGCACUUAUUUUCAGAAACUUAGACUUGCCCCUAGAAGACUUACCAAAGGUAACACACUAUAGGUGGCAUAUGUAGCAAAGCAUUCUUCUCAAAUAUUCAACAAUUAUACAUUUGGGAUAAUUUAGUAUACUACUUCCCCUAAAACAAGCCUUUUUUUGCUCUCCAUUUUGACUUGCAAGAAUAAUACCUCAUAAGCUCAAUUUGAUUUUGCUGGGGGUUUUUGGUUGGGUCUUUCUUAGUGUUAUGUAAAUGUAUGCUGCAAUAGCUUUUGCUGCUAAAUAAAUGGUAUUGCAGAUAUCAUAGUACUUUAUCAGGCUAGGGUAAUAAAUAAUUGUGGAGCAUAAUGCUGUCAGGAAAAAUGCAGUAUAGCAUGGAGCAAGCUCCAGAGGAAGGUCAGUAGUUUUGACUGCAUGUUUACUUAACCAGGUUGCUGCAUGCAAUAAAUUUUGUGUAUCAUGUCUCUUAUAUCUGCUGACAACCUGCCCACCCGUGCACAAAUUAAUAAUGUAGGCAACAAAGAAAGAAAUAGCGAUAUGAGAGAAUUGGGUAAUAACUGGAAGAGGGCAUGCCUCAAUGUGAAUGCUUAUGGAGUUUGAAUCUGUGUCCAUUCAAGCAUAAAGGAUAUCACAAUUACUUAUAGAUGUAGGAUAUCUUGAAGUUAUGUUGAUGGUAGGUGAAGUACUCUGCGGUGAUCACUUAUAGUGCAAUUUUUAUAUAGCAAGGUGAUUAUGUAUAGUACUGUGAUUUAAAAGUAACCGUUGUAAUGUCUGACAUAAGAGUAAGUGAUGCUUCAUAACCAGUGUAUAAACAAAGUGAGCUCAGUUUAAAAACAAUCUGCUGCUUGCACCAUUUACAUAGCUUCAGACCUUGUCCAAAAAACCAAAGAGCUCAUACACUACCAAUAUAUUUGUCAGACUGACAAAUGGGCACAUUAGGAAAGGAAACUAAUGCUAAAGAAUUGUCUGCACAAAAGUCAAAAUGGAGAUGUCUGCUUUCUGGUUCAGAAUAAACUCCCCAAAACCCUGAGUAUAUCCUGCAAAGCUUGAAUUCUAAUAAGAUCUGCUAAUUAGUGGACAUUUUUUUAGCAUGUAUAGUGGGGCUGCAGAUUUCAAUCAAACACAGGCUAAGUGUACCAAUAGUGGGGGUUUGUACACAGUGACAGCAGCUCUGGGGACAAUCUGACUGGAUAUGACGCCGCAUAGUAGAUUUGAUACUAAUUGUUGAGUCAUUUGUGUGUUGUGAUGUCUGUUUGUGUCCAGUAAGUCUUUCUUUUCUUUUUUUAGUUUAUUUUUUCAGUAUUUAGUUGCAAGUAUUGGCAUUGAAAUUGAUUUUUUUUUCAAAAAAGAAGUUACUUUUUUACUGGUAAAUUGCUUAUUAUCCCUUUGGAGGUUAACUUCUGGGCUUUUUGUGAUAUUGCUUUCUUGCCCAGGUAUGUUUUUCUAUAUGUUUUUUCAUUAUCUGUAUAAGACAUUUGUUAUGCACUACUUUUUGUAUCUGGACAGUUUUCAACAGUCAGCUGAUUUUUUAAGGCGUGCUUUCUGACUGACAUGAUCUUUUGCAAUACCUCAAUUUUGAAAUAUAGGAAAGAAAUUGAUAUUUUCUAAGUAAGUUUAUUCUAAAAAUAUAUAUUAAUUUAAUUCUGCAAGGAAAUGAUUUAACAGAUGGGUAAUUUUAUUUUUUUCAUGCUUAUUUGCUUUUUUGGAAACUGAAGGAGCUAGAGCUUUAUAACUUUAAUAUGGAGAAUUGUAGUUAGCUACAGUACAAGACUUUAAAGAAAAUCUACCUAAAUGUGGAAAAGUGAACAUUUAUAAACCGUUUUCCCCUUCUUAAUAUAAUUUAAUGUAUGAAUUUGAAAGCUGGAAUGUAAAGAAAUAGUUUAAAAACAAGAUGGCUUAGAAUAGACACAUUUCCAUGGGUGCUGGAAGCUGAGAAGAAAGUGAAAUAAUAAAAAAAAUCACUUAAUUUGUAUAUUUAUCAUUAACCCUUUAAGUACGACUGACCAGAAUUGUGAAAGAAUUCUUCUGUUCAUGUUAUUUUUGUACAAAUAUCUUUUUAUGUUAAGUUAUAACAUGCCCCAAUUUGUUUACUUGUUAAUGAAUUUAAAUGAGGUCCUUCAUAUUGAGAAUGUUAUUUCUAAGGUGUUCAAAUUGUAACUUGAUUUAGAGCCCCUUGGUGCAACAGGUCCAUAUGCGGCCUUCUCUUGAUAUUGGAGACUUGAAUUAGUCAAUUUUGAAGGCUAACUUAACCUCAACUCUUUGUUGUAAUGUGCAAUACUGUUUGUACUGUUUGUAAAAAAAAUCAAAAGCAUAAAUCUUUAUUGAAGAUUUAUUUUCAUUGCAAACUUUAGACAUUGCGAUUCACAAAAUCAUUUUUCUACUGUCAAAUGUGUAACUUUUCUUCAUGCUAGUAUUUUUUCAAUAGUAAUGUAGCCUUUGUACUGAUACAAAUAUUCAUUGUUAUUUUUAGAGAGAUUUUUGCUAAAAGCAGAGGAUUUAAACAUAUUUACAUAUUUUUCAUUUUUAUUUUAGUUAUUUUUCUUUACAGACUGCUUUUCUCACCAUAAUAGUCAUUUCUGGGAGAGACUUUCAUAUCUGGUCAAUGUCCAAUAUUAUUUUGUAUUUUUACUUGGAAUAAAUUAAUUUUAUGAUGCUAAUUCUUUAAAGUUUUAUUUUCAGUUUUGUUAUUUUUUGGAGCUGAAACAUUUGUAAUAUUGUUACUAAAGUGUCUAGUUUUGAAAUGCAAAGCUUCAUGUAUUAACUUGCUGAAGUGGUUUACAGUAGUGUGGUAAUGACAAACGGCUGACAAUGUAGAGUGAUUGAUGUAAUUGAAUGAAUGGGCAAUAAAAUGAUCAGAAUGGAGCAGACAAGAUGUUGUGCUAUUGUCGAAGGCAGCCGGGACAGGGGUGGGGAGGGGGGAGUGCGGACAUUGGUGGUGGAGUGCAAAACUUUAAUUGUAUGUGGGGAGUCUAACUGUCUUGCUGAGUGAUAAGGCAUGGAUUUUUGAAGAUGGUAAUUGCCUUUUAUUUUGUGAAGGCUGGAUGUUUGCAGCAAUCACUUUUUGUACUGCUUUGUACAUCUACUUGAUCUUUCUUUCUGUUACUAACCAAUCUUUUCCUCUCAGUCUCACUUAGUUGCUACAGUGUUGAAAAUAUGCCACCAAGUAUUUAUAAAUGCAAGCGAUUACUAUAUACCCCAAAUGGGUAGCUAGCCGGAAAUUGUAGGUAAAUGUGAAAAUUCAGCAAAUUUUUUUUUUUUGCACAAAAUUCAUAGCUAAUGCACCAUUUUGGUAUUGAGUACAUUCACUUAACAUUAAGGUGCUACUACUAAAAAUAUAAUCUAGCCAAACUUUUCUGGAUGUAGUUGUAUUGGGGUAUACAGUACAAGUAUUUGUAACUUUGCUGUUAAAUAAUGGAAAACAUUUUUAGAGUGUUCAAAGCUAGGAUGUCUGUUUGUUUCUAAACAAACUACUAAUUUUAAAUGUAUCUUUUACUGUUCUCCUAGAUUGUUUAGCUAGUACUCUUAACACAGCAUAUACAUUUUGGCUUGGACUAAUGCUUGUACGGAACUGCAGUACUGUGACUAAACAUGGAGCUCAAUCAAUGCUGCUACUGCUUACCAAUGCUUAAGUUUGUAGUUUGGACUUUAAUUUUUCUGUACUAACAAGUAAACUUAUUAAACUUAGUUGUAUGAAGCA